Brassica napus (rape) is the source of this 453-nucleotide messenger RNA. RefSeq lists its product as uncharacterized. The record is from RefSeq and is a predicted model, not a curated record. The transcript has a single exon. Lineage: Eukaryota; Viridiplantae; Streptophyta; Magnoliopsida; Brassicales; Brassicaceae. Gene Ontology annotation, molecular function: zinc ion binding. The coding region runs from base 1 to 453 and encodes 150 amino acids.
AUGAGUGGUGAGAUCCCCCCGGCUGUUGACGAGUUGAUGGAGAACAAUCUAGAAGACGCAAGAGCGUACGCUGUGAUGCCUCUGUCUGCUUUUGAAUUUGUGGUAACUCUAAAAACAACCGGCUUCGGGAGUUCUGUUAAUUUGGAAACCAGGUCUUGCACAUGUCUUGAAUUCCAGAAAGUUGGAAUACCAUGUCGACAUGCCAUUGCUGCGGCUAUGUUUCGGGACUUGCAGCACUCAGAGUUCGUUGCAGACGCCUAUCUAAAAAAGGCAUGGAAUGAAACAACAAAGGGUGUUACACUCCCGGUUCCAGAUCCGCAAGAUCUUUUCAUACCUUCGGAGGUUAGUGACCUUAUCAUGUUACCACCAAAGACGAAGAGACCACCAGGACGUCCACCGACCAAGCGUAAACGUUCUGCAGGAGAAAUACCGGUACGACCUAAUCUCAUCUGA